AACUCGUUCAUCCGUGUAGCGGACAAUUUCUUCCGGCACCGUCUGGCAAUUCAAAGCUUAGUUAGCUUGGGAAGUAAUCUUUCCUGCUUUCGGGUCGGAUCUUUUUGGGAGCGGUGUCGUGGUUUUGUGGCAAAUUCCAGGUGAUCUUGUCGAGUGGAGGACAGAGGAUUUGAAGCUCUCGCUAUUUCUUGGGGAUUGGGGGUAGUGGUAGUGGCGGAAGGUGGAAGGUAGUGGUGGAGUGGGAAGGAAGAAUUCGAGGGACCAGCAUGUGGAGGCAUUGAGGAUUGUAUGGCACCAUCGCGAGGGGAGGAAGGAGGAGAACUAAGCGGAGGAGGAGGAGGAGGAGGAGAAGAAGGAGCAGAGGAGCAGGAGAUGGUGUCAGGGGAAGAGGGUUCCUCCUCCUAUGCUUCUUCAUAUGAUGCGUCAAGCUCCGAGGAGGUGGAGCGGAACUGGAAGCAGAAUGCCCUCGUGGCUGCCAAGCUUUGGUUCGCUGGAUUCCAGGACGCGUGUUGCUUGAACCGGGCCUACUUGUGUUGCCGGAGGUCAAAAAGGGUGUUGAAGAAAACAGGACAGUGCUUUGUGCUCAAUGGGAUCGCCUUCCUUGGCAGCAUUUUGAUACUACGGAAGUUGGUGUCACCAUUGUUGCGAUGGCUGUUAAACGCUCUGCUGCACAACAAGGACUCGAGUAGCCUGCUCUCUGGGCUUCUUGCAAAUUUUAUCAUUGGUAGCUUCUACUUGUUCUGGCUGUAUCCUCUCUACAUCGCAAGCUUUGUCUUGAACUGUCUGUGGUACAACGAAAUUGCUUCUCAUGGUUUUGAUACUAUAAAAAGGCAAGCAAGUGGGCCAAGUGCUGCACCAGGGACUUCAGACAACGGGAAAAGCCCUAGAGCCAGUCGUGGUAAAAGUAACUCCGCGAUCGAAAGCCUAGUGCUGGGGAUCGGGGAACAGAUCUAUUCGGUCAUCAUGCUAAGUGUAUUUUUUGUUCAGGUGUCUCUACUGAGCUACCUUCCUGUUGUUGGUCAGCUGUUAAAGUUCGUACUUAUGUCGUGGCUAUAUGCAUACUACUGCUUUGAUUACAAGUGGGGUCUUAGUCGUUGGAGUCUUGAAAAGCGUCUACUGUUCUUUGAAAGCGAUUGGGCUUUCUUUGCAGGCUUUGGGAGUCCAUGUGUGUUAGCCACGUUCUUCCUUUCUCCCCUUGUUGGUGGUGGAGUAAUGGCCGUGGUUUUCCCAAUCUUUGUGUUGGUCGCUACUGCAUCUGAUCCGGAGGCAGCAGUCAAUGAUUGCUUGGGCGGAAAGAAGAGCGGCCUACCACGUCUUCCUCUCUUCCACAUUGCCAACAAAAUAUCGGUUCCACUAGUUCGUUUUCUCCAAACAUAUUGGUCCGCUUCAGCAGCGAAGAAAAAGAUCCAAUAACACACGAACUCGCUACAAAAGGGUGUCAGUUAUUUUGAAACGAUCGUGUUCUAGUUUGUUUGAGGUAGUAUGGUAUCUUCAGUUGAUACACAGGUAGAGUUGCCCACUUUUGUUGUCAAGUUUAUGAGCAGAGCACACUUGCUUGUGACUGUCUCGUCCGACAGACAACAUAUUUGAUAACUUUUGUAUAUAUUUGUUAAUUUAUUUAACCAACAAACUACGGUUCUGCUCU
Messenger RNA from Physcomitrium patens, 1645 nucleotides. RefSeq names its product protein EI24 homolog. The record is from RefSeq and is a predicted model, not a curated record. Gene Ontology annotation, cellular component: endoplasmic reticulum. Gene Ontology annotation, biological process: macroautophagy. NCBI's taxonomy places the organism in Eukaryota, Viridiplantae, Streptophyta, Bryopsida, Funariales, Funariaceae.